AUGGCUGUCACGCUGCGAAUCCGGUUGUUGGUUCUUAGCCUCGUCUUUCGGGGCCUGUCAGCGGCGUUUGGCACAAUAUGUUUCCUUCUGUUUGCUGUUCUCUACGUCGUUUCCUACUUCAUCAUCACAAGAUACAAGAGGAAAUCAGAUGAACAAGAAGAUGAAGAUGCCAUAGUCAACAGGAUUUCGCUGUCCCUGAGCACGUUCACGCUGGCGGUGUCGGCGGGGGCGGUUCUGCUGCUGCCUUUCUCCAUCAUCAGCAACGAGGUCCUGCUCUCUUUCCCGCAGAACUACUACAUCCAGUGGCUGAACGGCUCUCUGAUUCACGGUCUGUGGAACCUCGCUUCUCUCUUCUCCAACCUUUGCCUGUUUGUGUUGAUGCCCUUUGCCUUUUUCUUCCUGGAGUCCGAAGGUUUCGCUGGCCUGAAGAAGGGACUCCGAGCCCGCGUGUUGGAAACCCUGGUCAUGCUCAUCCUUGUGGCUCUGCUGAUCCUGGGCAUCGUGUGGGUGGCCUCGGCGCUCGUGGACAAUGACCCGGCCAGUGCUGAGUCCUUGUACGACCUCUGGGAGUUCUACCUACCCUAUUUAUAUUCCUGUAUAUCACUGAUGGGCUGUCUGUUGCUUCUCUUGUGCACCCCAGUCGGCCUUUCCCGCAUGUUCACCGUCACGGGCCAGCUGCUGGUGAAGCCUGCGAUUCUUGAAGACCUGGAUGAACAAAUUUAUAUUAUCACUUUGGAGGAAGAAGCACUCCAGAGACGGCUAAUGGGACUGUCUUCAUCAGUGGAAUACAGUACAAUGGAGUUGGAACAAGAACUUGAAAACGUAAAGACUCUGAAGACAAAAUUAGAGAGGCGGAAAAAGGCGUCGGCGUGGGAAAGAAACUUGGUGUACCCCGCCGUCAUGGUCCUCCUCCUCAUCGAGACGUCCAUCUCUGUCCUCUUGGUGGCUUGUAACAUCCUUUGCCUGUUGGUUGAUGAAACAGCGAUGCCAAAGGGAACAAGGGGGCCGGGCAUCGGAAAUGCUUCUCUUUCUGCCUUUGGAUUUGUGGGAGCCGCACUUGAAAUCAUUUUGAUUUUCUAUCUCAUGGUGUCCUCUGUCGUCGGUUUCUAUAGCCUCCGAUUUUUUGGAGACUUUAUUCCCAAGAAGGAUGACACGACUAUGACAAAGAUCAUCGGCAACUGCGUGUCCAUCCUGGUCCUGAGCUCCGCGCUGCCGGUGAUGUCCAGGACACUGGGGAUCACCAGGUUCGACCUUCUGGGAGACUUCGGGAGGUUUAACUGGCUGGGAAACUUCUACAUCGUCUUGUCCUACAAUUUGCUUUUCGCUAUUGUGACGACACUGUGCCUGGUCCGAAAAUUCACCUCCGCAGUCCGAGAAGAACUUCUCAAGGCUCUAGGGCUUCACAAACUCCACUUAUCAAAUACUUCAAGGGACGCAGAAACCAGCAAGCCUUCUGCGAACGGCCACCAGAAGGCCCUGUGA
Pteropus alecto (black flying fox) is the source of this 1482-nucleotide messenger RNA. RefSeq names its product limb development membrane protein 1 (gene LMBR1). Lineage: Eukaryota; Metazoa; Chordata; Mammalia; Chiroptera; Pteropodidae. The record is from RefSeq and is a predicted model, not a curated record. Gene Ontology annotation, molecular function: transmembrane signaling receptor activity. Gene Ontology annotation, biological process: signal transduction. The transcript has 17 exons. The coding region runs from base 1 to 1482 and encodes 493 amino acids.